This is a messenger RNA of Fusarium redolens, 1437 nucleotides long. Its product is annotated as membrane transport protein-domain-containing protein. Gene Ontology annotation, cellular component: endoplasmic reticulum; membrane. Gene Ontology annotation, biological process: transmembrane transport. The transcript has 4 exons. The record is from RefSeq and is a predicted model, not a curated record. NCBI's taxonomy places the organism in Eukaryota, Fungi, Ascomycota, Sordariomycetes, Hypocreales, Nectriaceae. The coding region runs from base 1 to 1437 and encodes 478 amino acids.
AUGAGUUACCCCACCUUUUUUAUACAAGGAGUCUUCAAAGCCGUUGUCAAGGUCGUAUGUGCCAGCCUCCUGGGACACACCGUCGUGAGGCUCGAUCACUUAGAUCUCGAGAAGAAAAAGUUUUUGGCAAACUUGAACAUGAUGCUCUUUACGCCAUGUCUGAUUUUUACAAAACUUGCCUCUCGACUCACAACCGACAAGCUUUCCGAGCUUGCGAUUAUCCCGGUUAUCUUUUUCAUACAGACGUUUGUUUCUUGGGGUAUUUCUGUUAUAGUCGGCAGGCUGUUUGGCUUUAGCAGACGAUCUGCCAAUUUCAUAACGGCCGUGGGCGUUUUCGGCAAUUCUAACUCGCUUCCUAUUUCCCUGGUCCUCUUGGUGUCGCAAACCAUCAAAGAACUACACCGGGAUAGAAUUCCUGAAGAUAAUAAUGAAGAAGUUGGUGCACGAGGGGAUACCACGGAGGAGGGCCAAUUCCGCCAUGAAGAAGGCGACGAGCAUGGAACCCAGUCUCUUAUAGGUGCAGCCAACGGAGGCUUGGAUUCCAAUGAUGAUCGCCGUAAUAUCGACUCUCAAGGCUUUGAUCCCGUUGGGUGCACACCCGUUGCCAAUACCUCGAAGGUUCCUUUAACGAUUUUUAGCGAUGAGAACAUCAAGAUGAACUUUUUGAGGGACAGUGGAUCGUCAAGCGCCGACAUAUACUAUUUCCCUCGCAUCCGCCCCAUUAAGAACCAGGAGUCGAACAGAUUCCUUGCAACGGUCAAGGCUAGGUUCGGUCUUUGGAAGAGCAUAACUUUGGAACCCCUCGAGCAUUGGUAUGAAAGUUUGCCUUAUCCUAUCCAGUACUCGUUGAGCUUGUCGAAGAGAACUGGGAGGAAGUGCAUCAACUUCAUCUGGGAAUUCAUAAACCCACCCCUCUGGGCCAUGCUAAUUGCCAUUCUUACUGGAUCCAUCCGCUCUCUUCAGAGAUUCUUCUUUGAGGAUGGUUCCUUGGUCCAGAAUAGCAUAACCACUGCCAUCCGCUCUAGUGGCAACGUCGCGGUUACGUUGAUUUUGGUAGUCCUAGGCGCCAACUUGGCACGCAACACCAUGCCCACGGACGAGACUCAGGAUCCCGAAGAAAAGCGAUAUGGAAACAAGCUCCUGAUCGCCUCGCUCAUCUCCCGAAUGUUGCUGCCCACCAUCACCAUGGCUCCGAUUCUGGCGCUGAUGGCCAAGUACCUACCGAUUAGUAUCCUCAACGACCCCAUCUUCGUGGUCGUCUGCUUCUUGCUCGCCGGCGCGCCUAGCGCUCUUGAACUGGCGCAGAUUUGUCAGAUCAAUAGCAUUUUUGUGACGACCAUAGGAAGGGUUCUGUUUCAAAGCUACGUUAUUUGGAUUUUCCCUUCCACACUUGCCCUCGUGAUACUGGCGCUUGGGGUCGUUGAAUGGUCUAAGUAG